AAGGUCCACAACCUUGGCAAUUCACAGUAAAGAAACAGAAACAGCUUCUUGGCUUGGUUUCCUGGUGCUGAAGCCUAACGGAAGUUCCUAAUUGCCACCUCAUCCCUUCCAUGUGUAUAUAUAUUUUCAAAUCCUUCACAAAUCUACUCUUCAAAGUUCAAACCCAAUUCUGAAUUAUUUUUUGUUUUUAUUUUUAAUUUUCCUAAGAAGAAAAAUGAAAUUAGGAAUAGGAAUCUUACAAAAUUACGUUUAAACAACGAAGCAGUAAGGAAGCAGGACGUGGGAAGCGGAAAAGAAAAAGAAUCAAAGAGAGCAAUUAUUUGAGCUGAUUUAUCUGGAAGUGUCGAGUUCGUCUUUUCAAGUUUCCGUGAAUUCGGUGGUUAUCAUUGACGAAUUUAGGGAAAGUUAAGAAUUUUGAUUAGAGUGAGGGAGUAAAGAGAGCCGUUGUUUUUGUUUCAGCAAAACAUUUAUUUGAAUCCAAGAAGCUCAUGCUGUUGGAUCUGCUCGAUUGAAAUUCUUGAUUUUGGUGGAUAGGGUGUGGGUUGUCUGCUGAUUGAGGCAGACUUGGGUGAAUGUGUGAAGAAUUGGGAUUCUUUCAAGUUAGAGAUGUCACACGUCGUGGAGAGGUUUUUAUCUGCAGUUGCUGCCUCCGUGGAAAAUCAGGCGGCGGGAGAGUCGGUCAUCGGCACCAUCAAAAUUGCGGUUCUGCCCAUAGCAAAAGUUUUUACAAUGUGCUUCUUGGGAUUUCUUAUGGCCUCCAAAUAUGUUAACAUUUUACCUGCAAGUGGAAGAAAGCUCCUUAAUGGGUUGGUUUUUUCUCUUUUGCUUCCUUGUUUGAUAUUCUCUCAACUUGGUCAAGCUGUUACAAUGAAGAAGAUGUUGGAGUGGUGGUUUAUCCCCAUAAAUGUUGUUCUAGCAGCUAUAUCAGGCUCACUAAUAGGUUUUAUUGUUGCAUAUAUUGUUCGCCCCCCAUAUCCAUUUUUCAAGUUCACCGUUAUACAAAUUGGAAUCGGGAACAUCGGGAAUGUGCCGCUUGUCCUAAUUUCAGCUUUAUGCAGAGAUAAAUCCAAUCCUUUCGGUGACUCGGACAAAUGUAGCACAGAUGGGACUGCAUAUAUCUCAUUUGGCCAGUGGGUUGGCGCAAUCAUCUUAUACACAUAUGUAUUUCAUAUGUUGGCACCUCCUCCUGAGGGCACGUUUGAUAUUGAGGAUGGAAAUCUUCCGCUUAAGAGCCCUGCAAAAGAUGCCCCUCCAAAAGAUGCUGCACCAGAGCAAGUGCCCCUGCUUACCCAGGAGGAUGAUAAACCAAUAGAUUCAAAUGCUCCAAAGCAAGGAAAGAUUAGACGAUUUCUAGUUUUUUUAUAUGAGAAGUUGAAGCUCAAGCAAAUCGUUCAACCCCCUAUUAUUGCUUCUAUCCUAGCCAUGUUCCUUGGUGCAGUGCCAUUUUUCAAGCAGUUGAUCUUUACAACUGAUGCUCCACUAUACUUUUUUACUGACAGCUGCAAUAUUCUUGGGGAGGCCAUGAUUCCGUGCAUUUUGUUGGCUUUGGGAGGCAACCUUGUUGAUGGACCAGGAAGUUCUAAACUUGGUUUACGGACGACUGCUGCUAUCAUUUUUGCUCGGUUAGUUUUGGUGCCUCCUGUUGGACUUGGCAUUGUUAUGUCGGCUGAUAAGCUUGGCUUUCUUCCUGCUGGCGAUAAGAUGUUCCGGUUUGUCCUUCUUCUUCAACAUACAAUGCCUACAUCCGUCCUGUCAGGUGCUGUUGCUAAUCUGAGAGGUUGUGGAAGAGAGGCUGCUGCUGUCCUGUUCUGGGUUCAUAUUUUUGCCGUUUUCUCAAUGGCUGGUUGGAUUAUUCUUUAUAUCAACAUUCUCUUCUGAGUUGCAAACCCGCAGCAAGUUGCUGCUGACGUGUACCUAUCGACUUCAUUGCUAUUUGUUUCACUGUUAGUGUUAAUAGCUAAAAAAGAAAAAUUGGAAUUUCUUGGAAGGAAAGGUUAUUAAUAGCAGUUCUUCAGACAGAUUCUAGAAUCA
This is a messenger RNA of Manihot esculenta (cassava), 2031 nucleotides long. RefSeq names its product protein PIN-LIKES 6. The record is from RefSeq and is a predicted model, not a curated record. The transcript has 13 exons. Gene Ontology annotation, cellular component: membrane. The coding region runs from base 607 to 1878 and encodes 423 amino acids. Gene Ontology annotation, biological process: endoplasmic reticulum to cytosol auxin transport. NCBI's taxonomy places the organism in Eukaryota, Viridiplantae, Streptophyta, Magnoliopsida, Malpighiales, Euphorbiaceae.